Rosa chinensis is the source of this 3140-nucleotide messenger RNA. Its product is annotated as glutamate receptor 2.8. The record is from RefSeq and is a predicted model, not a curated record. Gene Ontology annotation, cellular component: plasma membrane. Gene Ontology annotation, molecular function: signaling receptor activity; ligand-gated monoatomic ion channel activity. Lineage: Eukaryota; Viridiplantae; Streptophyta; Magnoliopsida; Rosales; Rosaceae. Bases 28 to 2994 code for a protein of 988 amino acids. The transcript has 5 exons.
ACUAACCAGCUUUCAAAAGAUUCAAGUAUGAUCAAUAAAAAGUACACUUCCAACCUUUAUACGUACUCUCUUUUUAUCCUUAUCUUCGUUUUGUCAUCAUGGUUUUCCCCUGCCAUGGCACAAAACCAAACCAUCCCGGUGAAUGUAGGAGUUAUUCUUCAUGACCUUAAUUCACAGGUGGGGAAGAUUUUGUUGAGCUGCAUUAAUAUGGCCCUUUCAGACUUCUAUGCUUCUCAUACUUACUAUAACACUAGAUUGGUUUUGAACACUAGAGAGUCCAAACGAAAUGUUGUCAGUGCAGCUUCUGCAGCUCUAGAUCUGAUAGAGAAUGCACAUGUGCAAGCAAUCUUAGGACCAGUGACAUCAAUGGAAGAGAGCUUUGUUAUAAGUCUUGGGGAGCAAGCUGAGGUGCCCAUUGUAUCAUUCUCUGCAACAAGCCCUUCUCUUACUUCACUGCGAAGCUCCUACUUUUUUCAGUUUGCACAAAAUGACUCGGCCCAAGUAAAAGCAUUAAGUGCAGUUGUAAAAGGUUUUGGAUGGAGGCAAGUGGUGCUCAUAUACGUAGACAAUGAGUUUGGGGAAGGAGUCGUACCAUGUUUAACUGAUGCCUUGGAGGAGGUUGAUGCCCGUGUACCAUACCGGAGCAUCGUUUCCCCAUCAGCCACAGAUAGCCAAAUAGUUGAAGAGCUUUACAAGCUAAUGACGAUGCAAACAAGGGUCUUCAUCGUCCACAUGACAGCUGAUUUGUCAUCCAGGCUAUUUGCCAAGGCAAAAGAGAUUGGAAUGAUGAGUGAAGGCUAUGUUUGGCUCACAACUAACAGCAUACCUAAUAGUUUGAAGUUUCUGAAUUCUUCAGCUAUAAAUUCCAUGCAAGGUGUAUUAGGUGUGCAAACUUACAUUCCAGCGACUGUAGAGUUUGAAGAAUUCAAGCUUCGGUGGAAACAACAAUUCCGCAAAGACAAUCCAACCAUCAUUGGUGCUGAGUUGAAUAUUUUUGCAUUGUGGGCUUACGAUGCUGCGUUUGCAUUGGCCAUGGCAAUUGAAGAAGUUAGGACUACAAGCUUUGGUUUCCAAAGGAACAAUGCUUCCAUCAACUCAUCAACAGAUCUUGAAAGUUUUGAGGUCUCUCAAUAUGGUCCAAAACUUUGCCAAGCACUGUCACUUACUAGAUUUGAAGGCAUAGCUGGAAAUUUCAGCCUUGUUGAUGGGCAGCGUCAAACAUCAACUUUUCAGAUAGUCAAUAUAAAUGGUCGUGGAGCUAGAACAGUUGGAUUUUGGACCUUGAAAAAUGGAAUCAUGAGAAAAUUGGGUUCACCAUCAUCAGUAAACUCGAGCAUAAGUUCAACUUCUAAAGGCGAUCUUGGACCAAUUAUAUGGCCCGGAGAUUCAAUCUCUGUUCCCAAAGGAUGGGUAAACCCAGCAAACGGCAAGAAGUUGAGAAUAGGAGUUCCCGUAAAGGAAGGUUUCACUGAGUUCGUUUCUGUGACAAAAGAUCCAAGCACUAACACAACAUAUGUCACAGGGUUCAGUAUUGACGUCUUUAAGGCUGCAGUGGACAUAUUACCUUAUGCUCUUUCUUACGAGUUGAUUCCCUUUGCAAAUCCUGAUGGCAAAAUGGCUGGCACUUACAAUGAUUUGUGCUAUCAAGUAUAUCUUGGGAAGUUUGAUGCUGUGGUGGGAGAUGAAACAAUUAGAGGAAAUAGAUCAUUGUAUGUAGAUUUUACCAUGCCAUACACAGAAUCUGGUGUUGUGAUGGUUGUGCCACUCAAAGACAUCAGGAGAAAAAGUGCGUGGGUUUUCUUAAAGCCUUUGACAUGGGAUCUUUGGCUGACAACCUCUUGUUUCUUUGUCCUUAUUGGUUUCGUGGUUUGGGUUCUUGAACACCGAAUCAAUGCAGAUUUUCGUGGCCCUCCCUCAUAUCAAGUUGGCACGAGCAUCUGGUUUUCUUUCUCGACCAUGGUUUUUUCACACAGGGAGAGAGUAGUUAGCAACUUGGCUAGAUUUGUGAUGAUUAUAUGGGUAUUUGUUAUGCUCAUAUUGACACAAAGUUACACGGCUAAUCUUGCGUCACUAUUAACAGUCCAAAAACUUUACCCUGUUGUUACUGAUCUAAAGCAUUACUUAAGGAAUGGGGAUACCGUUGGCUACCAAAACAAUACAUAUAUUUAUGAUAUCUUAAGAGAAAUAGGCUUUGAUGAGUCCAAGCUUAAGGCAUAUAAAUCUGUUGAAGAAUGUGAUGCUCUUCUUUCGAAAGGCAGUGAAAAUGGUGGUAUUGCAGCUGCUAUUGAUGAAACCCCCAACAUGAAGCUUUUUCUUGCAAAAUAUUGUUCCAAAUAUACUAUGGUUGGACCAAUUUUUAAAACUGAUGGCUUUGCCUUUGUCUUUCCAAAAGGUUCUCCUCUUCUUCAUGAUGUUUCGCAAGCAAUCCUAAACGUGACCGAAGGGGAUGUUAUACUGAACAUUGAAAACAAAUGGUUCAAUAAAGAAGGCAGUUGUCAAGAUAACUCCAACCCAGGGGUUUCUAGUAACAGGCUUGGCCUUGAAACCUUUUGGGGCCUAUUCCUCAUUGCCGGGGUGGCUUCAGUACUCGCCCUCAUCAUAUUUCUAGCUUCCUUCCUUUACGAGCAUAGGCACGUUUUGAUUCUCACUGAUCCAGGAGCCUCUACACGAGGAAAAUUUCGAACUAUGUUAGAAAUUUUUAAUGAAAAAGAUUUUAGUUCUCAUACAUUUAAAACCACUCAACGAGAUAGAGUCGCUAAUGUGGGAGAUGCAGUUAAUGCCAUACUAAACAACUGCUUGGAAAUUCCAUUGGGAGACAGUUCUGACAGCGCAGAUCCAAGUUCACAGUUCAUUGGAGAGCAACAAAAUAGUACUACGACACCAUCUACUGGUCAAGAGCCUGCAGAGGUGAAUCCAGCUACUGAGGUUGAUAUAACAAAUGAUGGCGAAAUGGAAGGCACUCCUGAACGAGCUCAACAUUUCUCCGAUUGUUAACAUAAAUUUUCCAACCUGUUGUGACAUAAUAAUAUUCAACUAUGGUUUUUGUUUUAUGUCUAUAUAAACCAAUGUUUUAAAACGCUGAGGCGUAGGCCGAGGCGUUUUUCUGUGAGCCUCAAGAAAGUGUUUGCCUUGAGGCGUAA